GCGAAAAACAUGGCGCUGCCCUUACUGAGGUCCUGCAGCUGUAACAGGCCCUUCACGGUUCUGAUCCGGUUCUUCACAUCUAAGCCACUUUUAGUGAAUCCGUCCAGACGACUCGCUCCCGUAGCGUCCGUUGUGUGCAAUGUGCGGCGGUACAGCUCUGAGCGGGGCAGACACAAACAGAAUCAAAAGGUUUUGGUUGUUGGAAUCCCGAACCCCUACAUCUGGUUCCGAACCCGCAUCUAUUUCUUUCUCAUCCGAACCUAUUUCGACAAAGAGUUUAACAUCGAGGAUUUCACUGAAGGAGCCAAACAGGCUUUCUCACAUGUGUCAAGAUUGCUGUCUCAGUGUCAGUUUGAGGCUCUGGAUGGAUUAGUCGCUGAAGAUCUAAUAAGUAAGCUGGAGGACAAAUGCGCUCAUUUGCCUUUGAGCCACCAGAGGGCGCUGUCGGCUGAGUCAGAUGAGAUCAUGUACACAACAACAGGAGACGUUAGCAUUUACUACGAUGAUAGCGAGAGGAAAUUUGUAAGUAUUUUGAUGCGCUUCUGGUACUUGACAAGUGCCAGACUUCCUGACGACACUAUGGAGGGAAAACAAAUCUUCCAGGUUGCCAUAGGUGGAGAUGGAGAUGGAGAGAGACCAGAGACCAAGAGACUGCUCACAGCCAAUUAUGAAUUCCAAAGGGAAUUUACUCAAGGUGUGUCUCCAGAUUGGAUCAUCACAAGAAUAGAGCACUCAAAGCUUCUCGAUUAAGUGUGUUUAACUCGGAGAGGACAGAUCUUUGUAGGUUUGCUCAUGCAAGAUGUUGCUCAAUAUGUCCUGAAAAUAUAGACAUAAUUUACUAACCCUCUCUGGAAGGACAUCAGAAAAUAAUGUUGCAAUAUUGUCAACGGCAGAAUAAUCCCCAUGGACAACAGAAAGUCAUAAUGUUUAUUUCAUGUGUUCAUCAGCGCAUAAGAUGUUUCAUCUCCACUGAUAGCAAAUUAUGUUUGAAGUUAUUUUUGCCUCCAUUUGCUCAAAGUUUGCUCUUUGAUAAGUAUAUAU
Messenger RNA from Xyrauchen texanus (razorback sucker), 1041 nucleotides. It is a transcript of the gene maip1, whose product is annotated as matrix AAA peptidase interacting protein 1. Gene Ontology annotation, biological process: protein insertion into mitochondrial inner membrane from matrix; inner mitochondrial membrane organization. Bases 10 to 750 code for a protein of 246 amino acids. The record is from RefSeq and is a predicted model, not a curated record. Gene Ontology annotation, molecular function: ribosome binding. Gene Ontology annotation, cellular component: mitochondrial inner membrane. The transcript is spliced from 5 exons. NCBI's taxonomy places the organism in Eukaryota, Metazoa, Chordata, Actinopteri, Cypriniformes, Catostomidae.